AUGGACAUCAACAGAAACAACAUCGCCACCCCAUCAGCAAGGGGCUUUGGAGAUGCCCCCGGAGACGAAGAACCCGACGGCCUCAAUCUCUCCCUCUCGCUUGGAUCCCCACAAAACUGCAGGCCGCAACCAAAGCCCGAGCAGCUACCCCCCAAUUCGCCCGCAAUAAUAUUCCCGCCGCAUCCUCUGCAAACGCCUCUCACUAACCACUUCAUGAUGCCCGACGCUUCCCCGUCCUCCUGGCCACUUGCCAUCAACCCCCACCAGCAGCUGCUCUUCCAGAUGCCACCACCGCAACAUCUCCCGAAGCCAAUCCUGCCACAGCCUCAUAAAGAGGAGCCUCAACCCUCUACCGGAGCUGUCCAGUGGCCAAGGGCACAGCUGCAACAUGGACGAGUGGCUGGGGCGGGCGGGGCGCUGAGCAGGAGAGGAAAGGCCCAGACGAUCACCCCGCCCUUCCCUUGGGCUACGGACAGGAGGGCCAUGGUCCACUCGUACACGUACCUCAUGGCCAACGGCAUGAGGAAGAUCACCGGGGAGGUGCAGUGCAAGCAGUGUGACAAGAAGUACGAGAUGCAGUAUGACCUCAAGGAGAAGUUCGCCGAGUUGUGGGAAUACAUAGCCAAUAACAGGUGCUUCAUGCACAACAGAGCCCCCGAUCAGUGGCUGAACCCCGCCCUCCCCAACUGCCGCCACUGCGAGCAGUCCAACUGUGUGAGGCCCAUCCCCACCAAGAAGAAGGCCAUCAACUGGCUGUUCCUCCUCCUCGGGCAGCUCCUAGGCUGUUGCAAGCUCGCCGAGCUUAAGUACUUUUGCAAGCACACCAGCAACCACCGCACUGGCGCCAAGGAUCGGGUCCUCUACAGCACCUACAUGGGACUCUGCACGCAGCUUGAUUCCACGGGGCCCUUUCACAUGUAA
Messenger RNA from Punica granatum (pomegranate), 921 nucleotides. NCBI's taxonomy places the organism in Eukaryota, Viridiplantae, Streptophyta, Magnoliopsida, Myrtales, Lythraceae. The record is from RefSeq and is a predicted model, not a curated record.